Molecule: messenger RNA, 1149 nt
Organism: Pestalotiopsis fici W106-1
Lineage: Eukaryota; Fungi; Ascomycota; Sordariomycetes; Amphisphaeriales; Sporocadaceae
Exons: 1
Coding region: 1-1149 (382 amino acids)
Molecular function (GO): oxidoreductase activity, acting on the CH-OH group of donors, NAD or NADP as acceptor; NAD binding
Source: RefSeq, a predicted model, not a curated record
AUGUCGUCGAGCUCCGUCCCGGCCAUGGUUGUGCUGGACGACUAUCUCGACAUUGCUACACCACAUUUUUCUCAUAUUCCUUCAUCACAGCUCUCAGUCACCACGUUUAAACAUGCACUCCCGCCUUUUAGCCAUCCAAGCACCUCGGAUGCCGACAGGGAAGCCGUCAUUGCCCAGCUCAGGCCAUAUACCAUCAUUUCCAGUAUGCGGGAGCGUACAUCAUUUCCGGGAGACCUCUUGCGCUCCCUCCCCAAUCUAAAGCUCCUACUGGCCACUGGGACCCAGUUUGAAACCUUUGAUCUUUCCACGGCCUCUAGCCAAGGCAUUACCGUUGCCGCAGCCCCGGGACGCGGACGUACCGAUGGCCGGACCUCGCAUAUCCCGCCCCGGCCCAAGCUGGAUAUAAAACAGGGCGGCAGCCACCCGGCAACCCAGCACACCUGGGCCAUGCUUCUGGCUCUAGCACGCAACGUGGCUGCCGACGACGCGGCCAUGAAAGGGACCUCCAAGGCAUGGCAGACGGGCCUGGCGACGGGUCUAACUGGCGCUACUCUCGGCGUGGUGGGACUCGGCCGGCUGGGGGCGGCAGUGGCGCGGAUCGCGACGCUGGCGUUUGGCAUGCGCGUCAUGUGCUGGAGUGAAAACCUGACGCAGGAAAAGGCGGACCGCAUGGCGCGCGACGUCGGAUUGCCGGCGCAGGGCGGGUGUGCCGUCGAUUCCCAAGGCAGCACUUUCAAGGCCGUGACCAAGGCCGAGCUUUUCGAGACGGCUGAUGUGGUUAGUCUGCACUAUGUGCUCAGCGAGCGGUCGCGCGGCAUUGUUGGGCAGCCAGAGCUGGAGAAGAUGAAGAGCUCGGCGCUGAUUGUAAAUACCUCGCGAGGGCCCCUGAUUGAUCAGGAUGCCCUGUACAAUGUCCUCUCGAAGGGUGAAAUUCGAGGAGCCGCGUUGGACGUUUUUGAUUUGGAGCCUCUCCCAGCAGAUAGCCCGUGGCGGUCGACGGAAUGGGGAACAAAUGGACGCGGAAGGCUCUUGAUUACGCCUCACAUGGGCUAUGUAGAAGAGGGUAUCAUGCACACGUGGUAUGAGGAGACUGUUGAAAAUGUCGAGAGGUGGCUCCGUGGCGAGCAAGUACUUUACAAACUCAAUUGA